AUGGAAACAACAUCGAUGGAGGCUCGACAGUUGCAUUCAAGCCAAAAAGAAGCAAUGAAGAAAAUAACUGAGUUUUCAGGAGAAGUCAAUGAAAUUGAUAUUGAUGAAUGGUUAUUCGAUUUGAAUAAUUUAUUUUUAUUAAUGAAAUUAAAAGAUGAAACCAAAAUUCUUGAAACAAUGGGCAAAUUAACAGGGCCAGCAUUACGAUGGUACCAAAAGGGUUUAAAAUUCUUCAUCAAUUGGAAUGAGGCUGAAAAAGCACUACGAGAUCGAUUUAAAGAAUUUACAUCUGAUAGCCAAUUAAUGCAAGAAUUUUUUCAUAUUUAUCAAGAAGAAAAUCAAUCUGUUAUAUCAUUUUAUGAAAAUGUUAUUCGUAAAUAUAGGAAAAUCCGACAAUUCAUUACAGAACAACAAGUUAUUACAGUAUUACAAAAUGGUGUUAAUAAUUCAUUAAAGGAACAUCUAACUCGUAACGAAAAAACAAUUAAAAAAUCAGAAGAAUGGUUGCAAUUUGCAAGACAGGAAGAAUAUAUACAAAAACGAAUUAAACAAAAAAGCAAUACUUCACAUCCUGAACCAAAAAAUCAACCAUUUUUUGAACAUAUAUUACCAACUGCAACAAUUCAACCAACACCAUCGAAUACUCAAUCAUUAAGUCAACAGCCACUUACAUCACGUCAUUACUACAAAAAACAACAUCAACAACUACCAACAUUAACAAAUGAUCGCACAUAUCCAAAACAAAACAAUCAUUUAAUUCUUCAACAAAAUCGUAAAAAUUAUCCAGAAAAAAAAACAACAAUCGAAUUUAUGUUUAAUUUGCAAUAA
This is a messenger RNA of Rotaria sp. Silwood2, 828 nucleotides long. The record is from the annotation of a GenBank genome assembly. Lineage: Eukaryota; Metazoa; Rotifera; Eurotatoria; Philodinida; Philodinidae.